Molecule: messenger RNA, 933 nt
Organism: Mirounga angustirostris (Northern elephant seal)
Lineage: Eukaryota; Metazoa; Chordata; Mammalia; Carnivora; Phocidae
Product: olfactory receptor 7G3-like
Biological process (GO): G protein-coupled receptor signaling pathway
Cellular component (GO): plasma membrane
Molecular function (GO): G protein-coupled receptor activity; olfactory receptor activity
Source: RefSeq, a predicted model, not a curated record
AUGAAAUCAGGAAACCUCUCAGAUACUAUAGAAUUCCUUCUUCUGGGACUGUCAGAGGAUCCAGAACUGCAGCCCCUCCUAUUCUGCCUAUUCCUGUACCUGGUCUCUGUGCUCGGGAACCUGCUCAUCAUCCUGGCUGUUAUGUAUGACUCCCACUUCCACACCCCCAUGUACUUCUUCCUCUCUAAUCUAUCUUUUGUUGACAUCUGUUUCACCACCACAAUGAUCCCAAAGAUGCUUGUGAACAUCCAGACACAGAGCAAAUCCAUCAGUUACACAGGCUGCCUCACAUAAAUCUGCUUUGUCCUGACUUUUGCUGUAUUAGAAAAUGGAAUUCUGGUCAUGAUGGCCUUUGAUCGAUUUGUGGCCAUCUGUCACCCACUGAGGUACAAUAUCAUCAUGAACCCCAAACUCUGUAGGCUGCUGGUUCUGCUGUCUUUCCUUAUUAGUGUUCUGGAUGCCCUUCUCCACACUGUGAUGGCACUACAACUUUCCUUCUGCACAGACCUGGAAAUUCCCCACUUUUUCUGUGAAUUAGCUCAUAUUCUCAAGCUUACCUGUUCUGAUAUCCUCAUCAAUAACAUCCUCAUGUAUUUAGUGACCAGCCUAUUGGGUGUUAUUCCUCUCUCUGGGAUAAUUAUCUCUUACACUCGAAUUACCUCAUCUGUCCUGAAAAUCCCAUCAGCUGGUGGAAAAUAUAAGGCACUUUCCGUCUGUGGGUCACACUUAAUAGUUGUUUCCCUGUUCUCUGGGACAGGUUUUGGGGUGUACCUUAGUUCUGCAGUUACACACUCUUCCAGGAAGAGUGCUAUAGUAUCAGUCAUGUACACUGUGGUCACCCCCAUGAUGAACCCCUUUGUCUAUGGUCUGAGGAACAAGGACAUGAUGGGGGCUUUGAGGAAACUUAUCUCUAGGAUAUCAUCUUUCCAUUAA